Paramisgurnus dabryanus is the source of this 2798-nucleotide messenger RNA. RefSeq names its product RAS-like, family 11, member A (gene rasl11a). Gene Ontology annotation, molecular function: GTPase activity; GTP binding. The record is from RefSeq and is a predicted model, not a curated record. NCBI's taxonomy places the organism in Eukaryota, Metazoa, Chordata, Actinopteri, Cypriniformes, Cobitidae.
AAUGAGGGAGCGUCGCCUCAGUGCAGCAGCUGCGCAAUACACAUACAACCAGCUCGAUACCUACUACGGCGACGGCUUGGCUCAUGAAUAUUAAUGACGUAGUGGUGACGUUGCUUGGUAACCUUCCGGGACCGUCCAAGGGAGCUUCAAUCACGUAAUUAAGAUCAGCAGGAGAAAGGAAAAGGAGGAGAAAAGACGAUGAGACGAGACGACCUCAAAAACCAGCAGUCGGGUCUUUCCAUUUCACACAAACUCGCGUACCAGAGCAACCUCUGCUUCCAUUGAUUUUUGCGAAAGCGUUUAGUCGAUAUAUUAUUAGUAGUACAUUAUUUUAACUUAUGGUAGUUUAAAUAGAAUUGGGCUUUUGCCUUGUACCAAUAUACCAAGACAAAAACAACAAUAGGCAGUUUUUUAUAUGGCAGUAGUAGAUGUACUACUAUACUAUCGAAUACAAUAGAAAUAAGCAACGAUUUUUAAUCUAAAAAAAGUACUUUAAAAAUAAAGAAAAUGCGGGUCAGAUAACGUUACUGCUCAAAAAUGAUGUAAAAUUACAUUGCUAACCAAAUUCACAGUCACACAGCGCCAAAUACUAAUAAGGUUAUGGCCAUAUAGUGCCCAGCCCUUACAAGUUUAUAAUUAUACCAUGAUAUAUACACCAUAUAUAUUGGUAUGUAAAUGAACUACAUAUGUCGACCGGGCUUACUCACGCCCCCCUUGAGGUUGCCCCGUUUCCUUUUGCUGAAAGCUCAUUCGAAUUCUGCGCAAAGCUGUCCGCUGAUCAAGAUCAGGAACUGCGUGUUAUAAGCCUUUUUUUUUUUUUUUACUAAUUUCUACAUCAAAAUAGUGUUAUGCAGAAUAAAUAUUAAUAUAUUGGAGGAGACUUUGCCAUUGUUCUGUUAACGCAGCGCGGGAUGCUGGUACUCUUCAAACAGUCUAUCAAGUUUACAGAUGUCUCGUUAUGAUCCCAGAAGAUAUCACUUAUGAUGAAGACACCAAACGUUUGGAUCGAGCAUAUAUAGGAAGAAAGAAAAGGACAUGCAUUUCCAGACAGCCUGAUAGGAAUUACAGCUUUCUAAAUGCGUCUUCUUAUCGAGCAGCCAAGAACAAUGAGCAGUGGUUCUAGCAACUUUCUGCUAGUUCCUAUACCGGAGUACCCUGCGUUAGACUGCGUGCCAAACAAAAAUGUAAAAAUAGUUGUUCUUGGAGCAAACAAUGUAGGAAAAACGGCUCUGAUUGUAAGAUUUCUUACUAAGAGAUUCAUAGGAGACUAUGAAGCCAACACAGGAGCCUUAUAUUCAAGAAAGAUUAAUUUGGAUGGCGAGCAAGUUUCCUUACAAGUGCAGGACACUCCAUGUGUCUCACUGCAGGAUGAUGCAGAGGGUCUAUACUGUCAGGAACAGAUCAACCGCUCCAUUUACUGGGCCGAUGGUUACGUGCUCGUCUUCUCCAUCACUGACCUCAACAGCUACCGCACCAUCCAACCCUUAUACCAACACGUGCGUCGAAUCCACCCUAGUGGUAACAUCCCCAUCAUCGUUGUGGGAAACAAGAGCGACCUGCUGCGCGCUCGACAGGUCCCAGCACACGAGGGUAAGGCACUGGCUGAUGAAUUGGGAGGACCCUACUUCGAAGCUUCGGCAAGGGAGAACCACGAGAGCGUUCAGGCUGCUUUUCUGCACCUGUGUCAGGAGGUGAGCCGAGCGCUGGGAGGAGGAAAUGGGGAGAAGAGAAAAGGAGGGUUACACCUUGCCAGGCCAAAGAGCCCAAACAUGCAAGAGUUGAAGAGAAGAUUUCGGCAAGUGCUGUCAUCCAAGGUGAAGUCGGCUACUGCACUAUAAGUUACAAUUUUGUGACUGCAGUGGAUUCAGAAAGUUUUUUUUUUUAAGAACAACUUUCUGUUGCUCAAGCGUUUUAAGAUUGUGAAAUGCAAAACAUUGGAUCUAGGCAGCUGCGAGAACUCAUACAAGAUACAAGAUCCCACCUCUUUUUGGGUGGACUCUUGGCACUACAAUUAGCCCUGUUUUUGUUUCAGCUGCUGUCAUUCAUACAGAUUUGUCAUUUCUUCAGUAUUUUGACAAAUUUUCAUGACUUAGUACAUGACAUGAUUUCUGUUAGUAAGUGUAAUAGUCUUUCUUUUGACCUUGUCCUACUAUAUCAGUGAUGCAAGUAAAAACAGAUUUUGUCUAGGGAGAUACUAACAAAAUAACAUUUACAAGUCAUUUUAGGCAAAUAGCAGUCUAGGAUUGUCAUGUGGCUUGAAUUUUUUUCUGGAAUGUUAUUCCGGAAAAGUCCCACAAUUUUUUGACAGUGUGCGACAUUAAGAAGCUAUGUUGUUUUGUAAUUAUAUUGGAUGUUCUUGCCUGCUGGUUCCCAUGACAUUUGACCUGCUUAUGCUAUGUCAAAGAGCCUGAGUUUACUGUGAAGGUUCGUAAAGUGUCUCCUUCGCUUGUCCAGAUGUCCCAUUAGCCUACUCAAAUAGACGUUUGUUUAUCUCGCAGCUCUGAUGUAGUUGCAUUCCUCUGGAGCAGGUUUGGGGAUUAAAGUACUAACCUCCUAACUAACCUAUUGGUCAGGAAAAUGAGUGCAAGAAGCCAUUGACGUUUAACCUUUCACUUUUAAAAUAUAAACAUUUUCUUCUCUUUACCAAAAGGCCUAAUGAAAAGCAGAUUGUAUAAGAAUGUCACCAGCCUUCUCCAAUAUCAAAAUUUGAGGGUAAAUGAUGUAAUAAAUGUUUAAAUACUUUUUUCUAAAGUAGGUUUGUAGAAAAAUACAUGUGCUGUGCUGCUUCCUUUUUUAUA